Erigeron canadensis is the source of this 1531-nucleotide messenger RNA. RefSeq names its product bifunctional nuclease 1. Gene Ontology annotation, molecular function: nuclease activity; protein binding. The transcript is spliced from 10 exons. Gene Ontology annotation, cellular component: nucleus; VCB complex. Bases 110 to 1105 code for a protein of 331 amino acids. NCBI's taxonomy places the organism in Eukaryota, Viridiplantae, Streptophyta, Magnoliopsida, Asterales, Asteraceae. Gene Ontology annotation, biological process: protein ubiquitination. The record is from RefSeq and is a predicted model, not a curated record.
UCAAAGUCCUAACAAAAACCCUGUUUUGCCAAACAACAACAAUCAUUUAUUAAAUAAAACCAAAAAGAAUUAGAAAAAUAAAAAUUUGUAUUAGAAGAAGGAGAAAAAGAUGUUGGGAGGACUUGGAUUGAGUGGCCGGACUUUCAUGAACUCCGGCGCCGGCGAGUAUUCAGAUCACCAUCGUCAUCAUCAUCAUGAUACAUUAUUAUUGAUAUCUUCUCCUAAGCAGCUGCUUAGACUGUCAUCUUCACUCUCAUAUUCCAUUUCUCUUCAAUUAAAUACUCAUAAUCUCCGCCUUCGAUCUAAAUCUCCUGUUUCCAUUUCCUGUCUUUCUAGAAGCUUCCAUUAUCUUGAUGAUGACGAUUUUCUCGAAGCUUCUGUUCUCAUCACUGAAACUCUUAUGCACUAUCAGAUGCGUAUUCAAGGAUAUCAAGAGGCAAUAAAUUGGAUGCCUACUGGAAAGCUAUUUCCCUUACCUGGUCAAGGAAAAGGUCCCAGAACUAACAUCCCGACAAUUGGAUCAGAAUUACUUAGCCAGUUUCGCAGUCCCACUAUAUUUCUUAAGAUUUCAUGUGACUGUGAUGAAGACUAUUUGCUACCAAUACUCGUAGGGGAAUCCGCUGUUGAAAGGCUAAUAAGCUCCUCGCUGGAAGAUGAGGGAUCUCCAAACCAGUUUCAGCUUGCGAGAAAUAUAACAGGGAAACUGGGCUAUGAAGUCAAACUGGUACAGAUCACAGAAAGAGUGGACAAUAUAUACAUAGCAAAUAUAUGUUUUCAUAAGCAAGGCACAGAAGAUAUCAUUACAGUGGAUGCUCGUCCUUCAGAUGCUAUAAAUGUUGCUAAACAUUGCAGGGCACCAAUCUAUGUAAGCAAACAGAUUGUGUUGACCGAUGCUAUUAAGAUAGUCUACAAGACAGGAAAGUUGCGUGAUAGAAAACCUGUAUAUGAUGUACUUUUGGACAGUGCCAUAGAUGGUCCUGAUGUUCUUGCCGAGGAGCUCGACUUAGUAUCAAAAAUGAAUCUUGCUGUCAAAGAAGAAAGAUACAGUGAUGCAGCUAUAUGGAGAGACAAACUUUUACAUAUACGCUCGUCAGAAAAUGAGUGAGAAAAAUCGUCAAUUUCUUCCCUUGGAGUUGGAAGCGUAUCUUUCUCUAACAGAGUAAUACAACUGGCAAUUAGUGAACUGUGUACAGUUUCAAUGCGUCUUACAACAUUGUCCAUGUGGAAGUUGAUGACAUUCUGUUGGGUUCAGUCCCAUAACUAUAACUUUCAGAAUGUGUUCCGAAUCAGUUGUGCAUAACGAUAGCUUUCAGAAUGUGUUCCGAAUCACUAUUUCUGAUGUAUCACCUUUUGCUUCAUUAUAAGUAAUUUGUGUGAGGUAGUAUAUCUUGUAAAAAUGUACGGAGUAAUUUGCUAACUAAUGGUGAGAUUUCUGUAGUCUCAUCAUCGAUUGUAUCUUCUGUAUGGUUUUCUGAAUUGGUGGAGUACGCAUUCCUAAAUUGCCAGUGAAUAACAAGAAGCAUAUUGUUUA